This is a messenger RNA of Cydia amplana, 709 nucleotides long. RefSeq lists its product as uncharacterized. Gene Ontology annotation, molecular function: DNA binding. The coding region runs from base 4 to 708 and encodes 234 amino acids. Lineage: Eukaryota; Metazoa; Arthropoda; Insecta; Lepidoptera; Tortricidae. The record is from RefSeq and is a predicted model, not a curated record. The transcript is spliced from 2 exons.
CAAAUGCCGCAAUCGGCCGGCGCUGCACGGCGCGGCAACGUCGCGUCUGCCGCGCCGCACCGCCCCUCAUUGAUCGCACGUCAGUUGCCGCGGCAACGCUGCGAGAUCAUCAUGGUGUUCAGUAAAAUACAAAUGUCAGACAGUGCCACAAUGAAAUUAAUUAAAGAAGUGCAUAAACACGGAUGUAUUUGGAAUCCUGAGGACGAAAACUACAGCGAUAGACAGCAUUUGUUGGUGGCGUGGGACGAAAUAGCGAAAGCGCUGGAUAUGCCAGAAGAUAUCAUCCGUGGAAAAUGGAAGAUUCUGCGUGACUUCUUCAAGAGAGAAGUAAAAAGGAAAAAUGUCACUUCCGUAGAAGAAUACAAAGGGAGAUGGCGAUACUUCAAUAGUCUCGGCUAUCUACUACAUCUCUCCUUACCAAGAGGAGAAGAUGAAGAGGAACGCACAAGCGAGAAAGUCGAUGUCGAGAUAGAAUACGAACCAAAGUACGCCCCAGACGCAAACCUUGAAGUGUAUUUGGAGGAUCCUAUUCCAGAAAAACGCUUCAAACCCAAUGAUUCAGAGGACUACGAUUUAAUGUUCUUGAAGUCGCUUACGCCGUUUUUUAAGCAACUGGAGCCGACUAGGAACUUGGUGGUGAGGAGCAGGAUACAAGACAUGCUGCUGAAUGAGAUAGCUGCGCAGAAUAUGAACAGGAAUAAGAUAUAGU